CGAACUAGGAGCACUGGUUGGCUGCACCGCUUUGGACGGGCCUUCGUUCGGUAGAUUGUCGGCAGCUUCGGUUAUAUAUUUUUUUAAGCCAUGGCUAAAGACAAGCGAAAGAACGAGGAGGCGGCGGAGGAGGUGCCGCUAAAGAAGCAAAAGGCAGUAAAGGUGGAUGACAAUAAGAAAGCGGAGAAGAAGGCCGCCAAGGAAGCUGCUGAGGAGGCGGUGCAGGCGGUGACCCCGGCUCCGGAGGCCAAAGAAGAUCCUGUUCUCGAGGGAGCGGAGGAGGUUGCCAAGCUGAAGAAGAAGGAUAAGAAAAAGGACAAGAAGCGGGAUAGCGAGGCGGCGCAGGAGGACAAAACCGUUGCCGUUGCGGUAACGGCGGCGGCGGCGAAGAAGAAGGAAAAGGAGGAGGAGGAGGAGCCGCCAGCGACGACGUCAGCCAAGGCUAAAAAGGAAAAGAAGGGUUUGAAGUCUGGAGAUGAGGUUGUGCCGCCGGCCGCCGCCGCCGUUGCUCCCGCCGAGGCUGACGGGGCGGCGGAUGAGGCGGCGGCGGAGGCUGCUGAGGGCAAGAAGCAAAAGAAGCAAAAGAAGGAGAAGCGUCAGGCUGAGGAGGUUGGGCAGCAGCAGCAGCAGCAACCGCAGUCGGAGGAACUGCCCGCGGCCAAGAAGAUGAAGCAGCAGCAGGGGGUGGUAGGUGCCGCGGAUAAUGGCCAAGAGGCUUCAGCCGGCAAGGCCAAGAAGAAGGGUAAGAAGCAGAUUGAGACGGCUGACGGUCUGGUGGGGCAGGGCGAGGAUGCGGCGCCGACGACGCCAGCGCCGACGGGGCCGUCACACGGCACGGCAGAGAAGAGCAAGAAGAAGGAC
Volvox carteri f. nagariensis is the source of this 861-nucleotide messenger RNA. RefSeq lists its product as uncharacterized. The transcript is spliced from 4 exons. The record is from RefSeq and is a predicted model, not a curated record. NCBI's taxonomy places the organism in Eukaryota, Viridiplantae, Chlorophyta, Chlorophyceae, Chlamydomonadales, Volvocaceae. The annotation marks the transcript as partial.